Haemonchus placei is the source of this 729-nucleotide messenger RNA. Lineage: Eukaryota; Metazoa; Nematoda; Chromadorea; Rhabditida; Trichostrongylidae. The record is from the annotation of a GenBank genome assembly.
CUACGAGAUCAUAUGAACGUAAUGAAGGCAAUCGCUUCUGAUGGUGAAAAACCUCAUGUGCCAAAUGUAUUUCAUGCCGCUAAACGGCAACUUGCCCUUCACAAAUCUCAUAUGACCGCGAAAACCUGGUCGCGUAUAGCGAUACAGUGUCUCUAUAGCAUAAAAGUCGUCCACGACUACGGUUUUGUGCACCGUGACAUCAAACCCAACAACUUUGUCAUGGGACAUCGAGAAGACUACGAAAGGGCUCGACUAGUACACAUUCUCGAUUUUGGGCUAUCCAGGUCAUAUGCGGUUCGACAGGUACACGGCAAAUGGGUUGCAAGACGGGCACGAGGAACGGCCGAAUUCCGCGGCACGUUACGGUAUUGUUCACCAAAUGUGCACGAGAAGAAAGAACAAGGACGCCGUGAUGAUCUCUGGUCGCUUUACUAUGUUUUUAUCGAACUACAUUGUGGACUGCCAUGGCAGACGGUACAAUAUGACGGACCUACCAACAAAGUCAUAACUACUUUUUCAGUCGAACUCCAUGGGAUCAUACCGUAUCUGCGUACAUUGGAUUACUAUCAAAGGCCAGAUUACUCGAUGUUCUACAACGGCUUAGUUGCUGUGAUGAAACGUGUGGGGGCCAAGCCAUCAGAUCCAUAUGAUUGGGAAAAGCCGGAAACCGUCAGAAACAUUGUAAGCUCUACAAUUACCAUAAGUAAAGCUUCAGCAAGACUGGCUUGA